Messenger RNA from Phlebotomus papatasi, 721 nucleotides. It is a transcript of the gene fh, whose product is annotated as frataxin homolog, mitochondrial. Gene Ontology annotation, cellular component: mitochondrion. The coding region runs from base 81 to 665 and encodes 194 amino acids. The record is from RefSeq and is a predicted model, not a curated record. Gene Ontology annotation, biological process: iron incorporation into metallo-sulfur cluster; intracellular iron ion homeostasis. The transcript is spliced from 2 exons. Gene Ontology annotation, molecular function: ferric iron binding; iron chaperone activity; ferroxidase activity. Lineage: Eukaryota; Metazoa; Arthropoda; Insecta; Diptera; Psychodidae.
CCUCACUUUCCCCACUGAAAGUCAAAACAAAGUUUGUGCAGAAUCGCAGGGAUUUCCAGGGGAGUUUUCUCACAUUCAGCAUGAAUACCAUGCACAGAAAAGUUGCCAGACUGAUGGUGGAUACCUUGAGAAGGAGACCCAUUCAUCAGGUUACAGUUCAGUGGUGCUUGGAGCGAGAAAAACAAACUUCAAUUUGCCGACAAAUUCCCAUUCCGGAAGUGAAGAGAUUCAUUCGGAAGGGCUACUGCACGGUCCAGAGCUCAGAGAUUGGAGCAGCAUUGAUUGAUUUAGUCACUUAUGAAACCGUCUGCUCGGAUACCCUCGAAGGACUCUGUGAAUACUUUGAGAUUCUCGUGGAAGGGACACCUCAUCUGAAAACCGGAGAUGUUAUGUACUCAGACGGCGUACUGACAGUCAAACUGGGCGGGAAGUACGGAACUUACGUGAUAAAUCGUCAAUCGCCAAAUCGACAGAUCUGGCUGAGUUCUCCAACAAGUGGCCCCAAGCGCUACGAUUUCAUCCCUGGAGAGGGCAGUUCCGAGGGUAAAUGGGUCUACAAGCACGAUGGCAGAAGCCUCCAUGAGCUGCUCCAAGAAGAAAUCAAGGCAAUUGUGCAGAAAGACGUGGAUUUCUUCAGUCUUCCUCACAGCGGGAGCCAGAAAUGACCAAACCAUCCUGUACAUGCAGAAGAAAUAUAAUUUCAAUUUAGUUUUGAGGUUUA